Leucoraja erinaceus (little skate) is the source of this 4533-nucleotide messenger RNA. Its product is annotated as protein spire homolog 1-like. Gene Ontology annotation, biological process: establishment of meiotic spindle localization; actin nucleation; Golgi vesicle transport. The record is from RefSeq and is a predicted model, not a curated record. NCBI's taxonomy places the organism in Eukaryota, Metazoa, Chordata, Chondrichthyes, Rajiformes, Rajidae. Gene Ontology annotation, cellular component: cytoplasmic vesicle membrane; cell cortex. The coding region runs from base 412 to 2856 and encodes 814 amino acids. Gene Ontology annotation, molecular function: actin binding. The transcript has 18 exons.
CCGUGAUUGAAUGACGGAGAGGACUUGAUGGGACGAAUGACCCAAUUCCGUUUCUAUAAAUUAUGUAACAAUUCAUGGUGUAACAAAUGUUAAAAUUGCAACAAAUCAGACGAGAGAUGUAGCAAAUGGUACAAGGAAACAACUUAGACGGGCAUUUGGACCAUGUAGUGAACUGUCUCUCUGUCUGUCUCUUAGGAACGAGUCAUAUGAUUGGAUUCAAUGAGAAACCGCUGGGAGAGUGUGAGAGGGAGAGGAAUUUUGCAGCGUGGCGGCGAUGAUGCUGUUUGUGCGGGCGCGGCCGGGGAAGAUGUUGCUGCUGCUGCUUUUGCCGCCGCCGGUAUUAUUUCUCCGGGUGAUCUAAAGGCUCAACCAGUCGUCCGUUCCUCCUGAUACCUUGUAGUAGCGACAGCGAUGGCGAUGGCAGAGCGAGGAGCCGAGAGCCUGGCGGUGGCAGCUUCAGCGACACGGGCAGCAGCAGCAGCAGCCGAGCCGCAGGAGCUGUCGCUGGAGCAGAUCCUCCGGCUGUACAACCAGCCGCUGAACGAGGAGCAGGCGUGGGCCGUGUGUUACCAGUGUUGCCGAGCUCUCCGCCGCUGCCGGAGCCCAAGCUGCAGCCUGGCCGCUGACGGGCACCCACCCUGGGGAAGGCUGUGCGGGGCUGGCGCCGUCCUCUUGCACCGGGACGGCAACAUCAGCAUCCGAGGCGACUCGGGUAAAGGAGAAUCCAUGGCAUGUACAGAAUUAGAGGUGAUCGAAUCGGUGGGGAUCCUUGUUUACAAAGCCUUGGACUGGGGUCUGAAAGACAAUGAGGAGCGGGAGCUCAGUCCACCGCUGGAGCACUUGAUAGACCGCAUGACAAAUAUCCUAGACGAGGGUGUGGGAGCCGAGGGGAGUCUGGAUGAGGGUUACGACGGUCAGGACGAAGAGGACGAGCAGAAAGAGAUCAUCACAAUAAAACGGAUCACCACAAUAAGGAACUUCAGGCACGUGAUGAUGCUGUGUGCUGCACAUCUAACAACGCCACCAGAAGCUCCGAAACAUUACCAGGCCGUGUGCCGGGCGCUGUUCGCCGAAGCCAUGGAGUUACAAACCUUCCUGGCCAAAAUUAAAGCUGCUAAAGAGAAUCUGAAGAGGAUGCAGGCACUGAACAAGGACGUGAGCUGCCAACCCAACAUGGAGCUGGAUGAGCUCAACAACUUUGACUGGGCAUGCUUCUGGGUGCAAGUGAUGAGGGAUUUGCGGAAUGGCGUGAAGCUGAAGAAGGUGCAGGAGAGACAGUACAACCCGCUGCCCAUUGAGUACCAGCUCACGCCCUACGAGAUGCUGAUGGACGACAUCCGAUCCAGAAGGUACACCCUGCGGAAAGUCAUGGUUAAUGGCAACGUUCCACCGAAAUUGAAGAAAAGUGCUCACGAAAUUAUCCUGGAUUUUAUCCGCUCUCGUCCUCCGUUAAACCCUGCAUCUGCCCGGAAACUGAAGCCAACCCCUCAUCGGCCCCAAAGCCUUCACGAAAGAAUAUUAGAAGAGAUCAAGUCCGAGCGGAAGCUACGGCCAGUGUCGCCUGAUGAGAUACGGCGGAGUCGACUCGUAAGGAGGCCAAUUAGCUUUUCUCACAGUUUUGACUGGUCAGACGUGUCGACCCCGGAGAGGAGCAGAAAGGACCUGUCCCCCCUUGUGGCCAACGGCGUGGUGAUGUAUCAGACUACUGAACACGAUCAUUGCGCUGUGCACGUUCAGAGGAAAAAGUUGCUGAAGGCACCAACACUGGCUGAGAUCGACAGCUCUGACUCCGAGCAGGAGGAUCGAAUUAAGAUGGUGAGAAGCAGUUCCAGCGGAUCAACGUUCAAGGUGGAAGAGAGCUCGCCUGAGACGCCGAAUGGCAAGAAAACUCCACCAAUGUUCCUGCCCAUCUCCUCCACUCCGCAGCCCGAGCGACGGAAAGCGCCGCAGAGGCGGCACUCCAUCGAGAAGGAGACGCCGACCAACGUGCGCCAGUUCCUUCCUCCCACCAGGCAGAGCUCCAAGUCUCUGGUGUCCAGGACAAGUGGUUUAUUGCCCCAGAGGAACCUCCAACCGCUUUUCCCAGCCAUGCAAGCCGUCUCCAUGCUUAACUCUCACCCCGUGGAAGCUGUGAUGUUUGGCAUCAUGGGGGCUGUGUGUUUACUCUGUGAGGGAGUCUUUAUCAACAGGUGGUGGAGAACAAAGGAGGAGUUUUGUUACCCAGUCGAGUGCCUGGCCCUGACUGUGGAGGAGGUGAUGCACAUCCGACAAGUCCUGGUGAAAGCAGAACUGGAGAAAUACCAGCAAUACAAAGAAGUUUACACGGCCCUGAAGAAGGGGAAGCUGUGUUUCUGCUGCCGGACAAAGAGGUUCUCCAUUUUCACCUGGUCGUACACCUGCCAAUUCUGCAAAAGACCGGUGUGUUCACAGUGUUGUAAGAAGAUGCGGUUGCCAUCCAAACCCUACAGCAACCUCCCCAUCUUUUCCCUGGGACCGUCGACCUUGCCGAAAGAGAGCAAAGUACCGAAAGCAGAGAAGGCUCCGAGCAGCCGACGUCGGCACGAGGGGCAGCACAAGGGUCUCGCCAGGUUCCCCUACGUAUCCAAACCCUCUGAGAAGUCGGCUGAUAACCUGGAGUUUCCCAAAGAGCUGAUGGAGGACUGGAGCACGAUGGAAGUUUGUGUUGACUGUAAGAAAUUUAUUUCGGAAAUCAUCAGCUCCAGCCGCCGGAGCCUGGUCUUGGCCAACAAGCGAGCCCGGUUAAAACGGAAAACACAGUCCUUUUAUAUGUCCCCCACCAGCACCCUGGAGUUCCGAUUGGCAACACCAAAGGAGCGAACUAUAAAAGAGGUUUAGACUUGUGCCUUUUUAAUUUCUCCCCUCUUCCUGAAGUUCUGUUUUGGACUGCCAUCGCCGAAAGAAAUAAUUGUACACAUAAAAUACAAGAAGGUGAAGUGAUCGUGCUAAAAUCCCACGUGUGUAACUUUCACCUGUUAACAAAAGGAUUGAUCUCUAUGGACAUAUCAUUGUGAAGGGGUCUUAUUGAAGAUGAAAUAAUGUAAGUUACCUGUAUAUAAUUGUAAUAUAUUUUAUUAAUAGUCGAUUUGGGCCCCACUGACAUUGUUGAUAACGUAUGAUAUUUAAUCUGUGCAGUGUCAUUCUGCAAUAUACUACAGAUGGACAUAGAUUAACGUGCAACAUCUUCUGAAUAAUCUUAUGCGAUUGUGUUUUUAAAGUAUGGUUCGUGUCUCUAGACUAGUGAGGAAGAUUGUUUUUGGAUCUGAUGGACACUGGGGGCUCACUUUUCUAUGAAUUGAAGAAGUCAUUUUAUGUUUAACGUGGACAAUGUCGGAAUUAUCACGUUGAUCACUGGUAAUGCUCCAAAUAAUUGUCAGUAUUUGUCAGACUGGCGGUGGACGCUUGCUAAAUGCCAGCUUACACAAGACAAGUUUUGCACUUAGAUGAAGUAUUUGCUUCAUGCCCUUUUAAAAAAAAAACAACUAAUUUUGAUUUUCUUCCUGACUGUAGCAUUGUGAGCAGUUACCAAUUCAGCUAAUCAGGCAUGAUGCAACAGACCCAUUACCGACCCAAGUAUUGCCUUUCCGCACUCUCUGUGGUUCCCAGCCUGAGCACUUAAGGAAUAGGUUGCCACAAUCUCCUUACUCUUUCAUUCCUUCCUCCUACCGCUCACCCUGUUUCCCCUCCGCUCCCCAACUUGUGCGCCUGGAUGUGUUGCAAUAUAUAGUUUCUAAAUUAUAUUAUAGAGCUGAUGUGAACAAGAUUGCCAUUCAGUUCACUUGACCCAUCGAGACUCCUGUAUGUAGACACGAGGAACUGCAGAUGCUGGUUUAUUGCUGGCUCCUGUGGCUCCUGUUUGUUCCUUGUAAAUGCAUUGACUGUUCAAGUGUUCAUUAAAAAAAACACUGCAAUCUUUAUUGAGCCUAUUGUCUGUCAUUUAGCAGUUCACAAGUUAUAGGAGCAGAAUUAGGCCAUUCGGCCCAUCAGCUCUACUCAUGAACGAUCUAUCUUUCCAUCUCAACCCCAUUCUCCUGCCUUUGUGGUGAAGGGAUUCGCACUGUGUCUGCGGGCCUGCGUACAACUUUUCCAACCUGGGUGUAAGGAGUGGUCAGCCUCCAGGUACACGUGAACAUGUGACAAAUGCUGGAGUUUAUUAAAGCCUAGUUGAUGUUCGAAGUGCAAGCUAAUCAUGGUUUCCUUAUUAAAAAUCUCCUAUUGGUAUUGGUUUAUUUAUUAUUGACAUGUGCACUGAGAAACCGCGCUAAACUUUUCGUUGCGUGCUGUCCUGGGAAAACAUCAAAGCCAAAUUACAACUGGUGUUUUUAUGUGUUUGAUUGAUUGCUUCACUUUCAACGGCAUUGUUAGUCCCAGGAGUCAAUAACUGUCUGCUCGGCAUCUUAUCAUGCAUUAUGAAAUAUCUUUACAAAUUAAACACUUGUUCACUUAUUACAUUGGAAUUACUUAAUUUGUUUUAAACUCUCUCCAGUUUUAUCUUCUCAUCAUUUCAGCUUAUAU